AUGGUCAAAGAUACCAAGUUCUAUGAUGCUUUAGGAGUAUCCCCUACUGCAAGCGACACUGAGUUGAAAAAGGCUUACAGGAAGGCAGCUUUGAAAUACCACCCAGAUAAAAACUCAACCCCAGAAGCUGUUGAAAAAUUUAAAGAAAUUUCUCACGCUUAUGAAAUAUUAUCUGAUGAACAAAAAAGAGACAUAUAUGAUCAAUAUGGUGAAGAAGGGUUGUCAGGUCAAGGUGGUCCAGGUAUGAACGCCGAAGAUAUAUUCUCCCAAUUCUUUGGUGGAGGUUUCGGUGGCGGUUUUGGUGGUGGUCCUCAAAGACCAACUAGAGGUAAGGAUAUCAAGCACAGUAUUGGGUGUACUUUGGAAGAUUUGUACAAGGGCAAAACUACAAAGUUGGCUUUGAACAAGACUGUAUUGUGUAGCGAUUGUGAAGGCAGAGGUGGUGCUGAAGGUAAGGUUAAGGAAUGUCCAGACUGUCAUGGUUCUGGUAUGAAGUUUGUCACCAGACAAAUGGGUCCCAUGAUUCAAAGAUUCCAAACCGUGUGUGAUAAAUGUCAAGGUUCUGGUGAUUUAUGUGAUCCAAAGGACAGAUGUACAACUUGUAAAGGUAAGAAAACUCAAACUGAAAGAAAGAUUUUGCAAGUUCACAUUGAUCCAGGUAUGAAGGAUGGCCAAAGAAUUGUAUUUAGUGGUGAGGGUGACCAAGAGCCAGGUAUUACCCCAGGCGAUGUCAUUUUCGUUGUUGACGAAAGACCAGAUGCCAAUUUCCAGAGAAAGGGCAAUGAUUUGUACAGAGAAUAUGAAGUCGAUUUAUUGACAGCUUUGGCAGGUGGAGAAAUUGCAUUCAAACACAUUUCAGGUGACUGGAUCAAGAUAAAUAUCACUCCUGGAGAAGUUAUUGCUCCAGGUGAAAUGAAGAUUAUAGAGGGUCAAGGUAUGCCAAUUUAUAGACAUGGUGGUAAAGGUAACUUGAUUAUCAAAUUUUCAGUUGCAUUCCCACCAAAUCAUUUUGCUGAUGAGGAUAAACUCAAGGAAUUGGCAUCCAUUUUACCUCCAAGAAAACAAGUUCAAAUUCCAGAAGGUGCAGAAGUUGAUGAAUGUGAUAUGGUCAAGUACGAUCCUGCUAAACACCAACAAAGGAGAAGAGAUGCGUACGAUUCCGAUGAGGAAGAUGGUCAAGGACAUCCAGGUGUUCAAUGUGCUUCUCAAUAA
This is a messenger RNA of Lodderomyces parapsilosis, 1212 nucleotides long. It is a transcript of the gene YDJ1, whose product is annotated as type I HSP40 co-chaperone. Gene Ontology annotation, cellular component: cytosol; cytoplasm; nucleus. Gene Ontology annotation, biological process: response to heat; protein refolding. The record is from RefSeq and is a predicted model, not a curated record. The transcript has a single exon. Gene Ontology annotation, molecular function: Hsp70 protein binding; ATP binding. Bases 1 to 1212 code for a protein of 403 amino acids. Lineage: Eukaryota; Fungi; Ascomycota; Pichiomycetes; Serinales; Debaryomycetaceae.